Molecule: messenger RNA, 1612 nt
Organism: Cuscuta campestris
Lineage: Eukaryota; Viridiplantae; Streptophyta; Magnoliopsida; Solanales; Convolvulaceae
Source: the annotation of a GenBank genome assembly
AAUGAAACACCAACGUGUAUAGGAUUGCUGUUCGUCCUUUGCACUCCUCUGGUAAGCGGCAGAAAGGGCCAGCCGGCAUCUUACGCUAAGCUUUUCCAAAUUCCAAUUACUCGCCGGUUACGUUUAUUCUCAACGGUUACUCUUCAAUUACAAAAACAGUAAGGGGGCGGCGAUGUUUUCAUGUCUUUCCGGCUGGCCUAUUUCCGAUUACAUGGGAAGGUUUACCUGCGUUUAAGGUGAGUAAAUUUUAAUUAAUUUCAAUUAUGUAGUGGGCCUUGGUGUAUUUACUUGCAAUGAAUUGGAAUUAUGUGCGUUUGUGCCCCUUGGUUUAUUAGGGUUCUAGCAAUGUUGUCUCCAUGUAUAAAUAAACUCAUGAUUUGGGUGUUAGUCUGCACUACCAUAAGUUGAGUUUGUUCCCACAAGUCUUUGUCCCCAGAACUGUUUUUUUUCCAUUGAAGAUGUCUUCACCCAUAUCUGCUUUACUGAACAAGAAGAUGGAUGAUCACAUUGCUAUUCAGAAACUUACACGUGUGUCUACCAAUUAUGCGAUUAAGGCGCGUGUUUCUCGAUUGUGGGAUGCAUACCAUUUUCAGAAGAAGAAAGAAUUAAUUAGCACUGAUAUGGUGCUGAUUGAUGAGGAGGGGUCGUAUAUUCAUGCAAGCAUCAAAGGCAGCUGGGCACAUCUAUUUUAUUCAUACAUACUCUACUUUUCCUUCCUUUAUGUGAGGAGAAAAUGAGACCGGGCUGAAGCCACUGUCUACAUAUAUUUCCACCCUGAGACAUAUCAUUGACCUGAAGAUAGUACUUGAAUUCCAGACUUGAGUCCAAUUCUGGGCUUAAAUUGGUAACAAGCUUGGGGCAUAUGACCUAUAUGCUCCAGUUUUUGGUGAAGGAGGAAUUCACUUGUUCUUUGCCGUUACCUGUUGUAGCCCUUGCCAAUCUAAGACUACUCAAUCUUGAUCUUGAUAAACUGAAUGUGCAUGGAGGAGGUGUAUCUUUGGGACAUCUUUUGGCCUGCAGUGGGGCUAGGAUCUUGGUGACUUUGCUAGGGGUAGUCAUUGCAAUAUCCGGUCGUUCAGUACCCAAGCAGAGGACAUAUAUUACACAUAGCUGAGAGCCUUUGCCUUCUUACAAAAUCCAAGUCUCUUAUCUUAGAACUCCCAUUGAAACGUACUCCUUCUCAGGGUCUAUUAUUUACCAUUGCCAUCUUUGUCCGCUAAGCAAGUAGUCAUUGGAAUAUCCCGUCGUUCUGUACCCAAGCAGAAAUCAUAUAUUACAGAUACCUGAGAGUCUUGGCCUUCUUACAAAAUCAAACGCUCUUAUCUUACAACUCCCAUUGGAACGUACUCCCUCUCAGGUUCAUUCACCUUGGGGUACACAUAUAAUUGUUCUUCCUCAUCAUUCAUUAAUUCUAAUUUUAGCAUCACUUUAUUCUUUUCUGGCCAAAGGUAUUACUUUUCAACCCUUCUGGUAAGGUAUCUAAUAGAUCUAUACACCAUGAAAACUGUAAUCCGGGACGGAUAGUAGGCCAUGUGACCAUGGGGGUAUGUUCACGUGUCUUGGGCAUUUGGUGUUGGCCAUCAGUGCCCGCAGAAGGGAGAUUAAUGUAAGG